Molecule: messenger RNA, 930 nt
Organism: Chaetomium strumarium
Lineage: Eukaryota; Fungi; Ascomycota; Sordariomycetes; Sordariales; Chaetomiaceae
Product: putative pyridoxine biosynthesis protein
Exons: 1
Coding region: 1-930 (309 amino acids)
Biological process (GO): pyridoxal 5'-phosphate biosynthetic process; amino acid metabolic process; pyridoxine biosynthetic process
Molecular function (GO): amine-lyase activity
Source: RefSeq, a predicted model, not a curated record
AUGUCAGCCAUCAAUGAUUCUCAGACCAAGUGGGGCAAUGACUUCGCAGUCAAGGCCGGCCUGGCGCAGAUGCUCAAGGGUGGCGUCAUCAUGGACGUCACGACCGCGGCGGAAGCACGGAUUGCCGAAGAAGCCGGUGCGGUGGCGGUCAUGGCGCUGGAGCGCAUCCCGUCCGAUAUCCGCAAGAUGGGCGGCGUGGCGCGCAUGUCCAACCCCAAGAUGAUCAAGGAGAUCCAAGAGGCCGUGUCGAUCCCCGUCAUGGCCAAGGCCCGCAUCGGGCACAUCGUCGAGUGCCAGAUCCUCGAGGCGAUGGGGAUCGACUUCAUCGACGAGAGCGAGGUGCUCACCCCGGCCGACGACCAGUUCCAUGUCGAGAAGACGCGCUUCAAGAUCCCCUUCGUGUGCGGCUGCCGCAACCUGGGCGAGGCGCUGCGCCGCAUUAAGGAGGGCGCGGCUAUGAUCCGCACCAAGGGCGAGGCCGGGACCGGCGACAUCGUUGAGGCCGUCAAGCACAUCCGCACCGUCAACGCCGAGAUCGCGCGCGCGAAGUCCGCGCUCUCCGCGGGGGACGACCUGGCCGUCCGUGCGCUCGCCCGCGAGAUCGGGUGCGACGCCGACCUGCUCAAGCAGACGGCCGAGCUGGGGCGGCUGCCCGUGGUCAACUUCGCGGCCGGCGGCGUGGCCACGCCGGCCGACGCGGCGCUCAUGAUGCAGCUGGGCUGCGACGGCGUGUUCGUCGGCAGCGGCAUCUUCAAGGACGCCACCCCGGAGGAGGCGGCGAAGCGGGCGCGCGCCAUCGUCAAGGCCACCGCUUACUACACGGACGGCGCGGCGCUCAUCGAGGCGAGCAUCGAGCACGGCACGGCUAUGAAGGGCAUCAGCAAUGCCGGCAUGAAGCCCGAGGAGAGGAUGGCCGGGCGGGGUUGGUAA